Molecule: messenger RNA, 1205 nt
Organism: Python bivittatus (Burmese python)
Lineage: Eukaryota; Metazoa; Chordata; Lepidosauria; Squamata; Pythonidae
Product: olfactory receptor 6M1-like
Biological process (GO): G protein-coupled receptor signaling pathway
Cellular component (GO): membrane
Molecular function (GO): G protein-coupled receptor activity; olfactory receptor activity
Source: RefSeq, a predicted model, not a curated record
UUAAGUUCAUGCAUAACAAACACUUUCUAAAAAGUGUUGCAGGAGACCACACAGAUGAAGAAUGUGAGAUUAUCAUAUUAACCGCAAUGACAAUGCACCCCUAAUCAAUAAAGACACAGUGCCCAUCCAACAGAGACAGAAAAGAGGGCAUGAGUUGUGUUUGGAAGGAUGCCUAAGGAAGUCUAAUGAAGAUGUUUGUAAAGAACUUUCGCUGUUGAAGAAUCCAUUUGUGGUGGACUCCAUCAGCUGACAGUAUAAUGAAGAACCAGACAAUUGUGACAGAAUUCAUCCUUCUUGGAUUCUCUGCAAAUAAGAGACUGGAACCUCUAUUCUUCUCUUCUGUUUGCAUCACCUACACUGUUGCUUUGCUGGGCAAUUUUGUCAUUAUUACUUUGGUAUGGUGUGAUCACAGCCUUCAUAGUCCAAUGUACAUCUUUAUUGCCAAUUUAUCUUUUUUAGAGACCCUUUACACCACCACAGUUAUUCCCAAAAUGUUAGACAACCUCAUGAAUCAAAGAAAAUCCAUUACCUCUCAAAAUUGCAUUCUGCAAGCUUACUUCUACUUCUCAGCAGGUUCCACAGAGUUCUUCCUUUUGGCUGUUAUGUCAUUUGACCGUUAUAUUGCCAUUUGCAAUCCACUGAGGUAUACAGCUAUCAUGAACACACCAUUUUGCAUCAAACUCUUAGCUGCCUCUUGGAUGUGGGGCUACUUUGUUGUGAUCCCACCAGCCAUCUUGGUAGGCCAGCUACCAUUCUGUGGACCUAAUGCUAUCAACCAUUUCUUUUGUGAUGUUGAUCCCCUACUCAGGUUGGCCUGCUCUGAUACAAGAAAUAUUAAGAUAAUUAGUUUUGUCAGUUCAGCCUUGCUCCUUUUAGGGUCAUUACUGGUAACAGGGAUCUCCUACAUUUUUAUCAUCGCAACAGUCAUUCGAAUCCCCUCAGCCAAAGGGCGCCAGAAAGCAUUUUCAACGUGUGCUUCACAUCUAAUUGUGGUGACUCUCUUUUAUGGAAGUUCGAUUUUCAUUUAUGUUCAGCCACAAAAAAGCUACUCACUGGACCUUAACAAAGCGGCCAGCAUUCUGAAUACAGUGAUAACCCCACUACUGAACCCAUUCAUUUAUAGCCUGAGAAACAAGAAAGUUAAAGAAGCCUUGGCACAUUUUAUCAGGAAGAAAAUAUCUCCACUAAUUCACCUCAAGUUCUAA